This is a messenger RNA of Drosophila grimshawi, 4453 nucleotides long. It is a transcript of the gene trh, whose product is annotated as protein trachealess. Gene Ontology annotation, molecular function: protein dimerization activity; RNA polymerase II transcription regulatory region sequence-specific DNA binding; DNA-binding transcription factor activity, RNA polymerase II-specific. Gene Ontology annotation, biological process: regulation of transcription by RNA polymerase II. The record is from RefSeq and is a predicted model, not a curated record. The transcript has 10 exons. Lineage: Eukaryota; Metazoa; Arthropoda; Insecta; Diptera; Drosophilidae. The coding region runs from base 924 to 3839 and encodes 971 amino acids.
CACACAAGACUCUCCGUAACGAGCGCCGCGCGCACAGUUCUGUUCUCCACAACGAUAACGAUUACUAUUCCUCUUCUUCAUCAUAAUCAUCAACAUCAACAUCAUCAUCAUCAUCAUCAUCAGCAGCAACAACAUUUUACGUUACUUUCCAUCAGCUGCAGUUUUCACGUACGCUGCUGCUGCUGCUGUUGCUGUUGCUGUCCGGGCCGUGCAACCGUAUUCCGUAUUCGCCAAGUGUGUGCGAGUUUCCGAGUGUGUGUGUUUGUGUGUGUGUGUGUGUGUGCGGAACACCCUGUGCGUGCGUAAUUGGCGCCCAUUUGUUUGUCGCGUCUACCACAUCCGUAGCACAUCCGCAUCCAAGACCCGUACCACUCAAUACCCGUACAACAAUCACAGUUCGCACGGCGCUUUCACAGUUUGGAUGCUGCAACGUGAUCGAACGUGCCACACGGUAGCAGUUAAGCACUAACCGCUGGCCAAAAGUCGAUAGCUCGCUAAUUUGAAUGCCAAUCGAGAGACACGGACAAGUCGUACAGCCGUACCGUCAGUGCGACAGUUAGUUUUUUCCGUGACUCCCUGCUCCUUAACUCGUGUGUGUAUCUCUCUCUGUGUGUGGAUGUGUGUGUGUGUCAAGGAUAAUUGAAGACUGGCAAACUGACACGUACGCGUGCUCUCCAAUUGCCCAGACAGAACAACAACAACAACAACAGCAACAACAAAAGGAUGCGUCGUUGACCUACCGGGCAAACUGGCAACCGUUUGAGCUUUAAAGUGUGCCAAAACAAAUCAAAAAAUAAAAAAAAACCCCACUCGAAAAAAAGUGCAAUAUUUAAAAAAUAAUAUUAAAAUGUGCCAGUGCUAGUUGAGUGCUCCUCCAACGAUAAUUAAGCAAGACCCUAGAGUACCCUACUCAGCUGCUUGAGAUGUUGCCGUACCAGGCGGUGGCCAUGGACUACGCCGGCUAUCAGCGCCAGCCGACGCCCGGACAUCCCGGCAGUCAUAUGGUCGGCUCGCUGGGCAUGUCAGCGGUGCCGUUCAGCCAUUCGUGGAUGGUGCCCACACAGGAUCUGUGCGGCAUGCCGCCCUACAACAAAAUGCCCAAUCAACACCAGCCGGGUGUGCCGGGCAUGCACGGCCAACAGCAACCCAUCGAACCGGGCAUUCUCGAGCUGCGCAAAGAGAAGUCGCGGGAUGCGGCAAGAUCGCGACGUGGCAAGGAGAACUAUGAGUUCUAUGAGCUGGCCAAAAUGUUGCCGCUGCCGGCGGCCAUCACCAGCCAGCUGGAUAAGGCUUCCAUUAUAAGACUGACCAUAAGCUAUUUGAAAUUGAGAGACUUUUCCGGUCACGGUGAUCCGCCAUGGACACGCGAGGCAUCCAGCAGCAGUAAGCUCAAAAGUGCAGCCAUUCGACGCAGUCCCGCCGUUGAUUUGUUCGAGCAACAUCAGGGCACCCACAUAUUGCAGUCGCUGGAUGGCUUCGCUUUGGCUGUGGCAGCGGAUGGUCGCUUCCUCUAUAUAUCGGAAACGGUGUCCAUCUACUUGGGCCUGUCGCAGGUGGAGAUGACGGGCAGCAGCAUAUUCGACUACAUACACCAGGCGGACCAUUCCGAAAUUGCCGAGCAGCUGGGACUGAGCCUCACCAGCGGCUCUGGUGGCGGCGGUGGCGUUGGCGGCGGCGGCAGCGGUGGCAGUGGCAGCGGUGCUGCCGGCUUGGCUUCACCCACAUCGGGCGCAUCCGAUGAUGGCAGUGGCACACACGUUGCCGCCUCGAUGACGCAGGCCUCAACCAGUGGCUACAAGGGCUACGAUCGCAGUUUUUGUAUACGGAUGAAGUCGACGCUGACCAAACGUGGCUGCCACUUCAAGUCGUCCGGCUACCGGGUGGUGCUGCUGCUCUGCAAGCUUCGGCCUCAGUACACCUUCUCGCACACACGCAAAUCGCAGCCGCCCCUACUGGGCAUGGUUGCCCUGGCCAUAGCCCUACCACCUCCGUCGGUGCACGAGAUACGCCUGGAAUGCGAUAUGUUUGUCACCCGGGUUAAUUUCGAUUUGCGUAUCGCGCACUGUGAACCCAGAGUCUCUGAUUUGUUGGACUACACGCCCGAGGAUCUGGUCAACAAGAGCCUGUAUUCACUGUGCCAUGCUGAGGAUGCCAAUCGCCUGCGCAAAAGUCACUCAGAUCUGAUCGAGAAGGGUCAGGUGUUGACCGGCUACUAUCGACUGAUGAACAAGAGUGGAGGCUACACUUGGCUGCAAACCUGCGCCACAGUCGUCUGCAGCACCAAAAAUGCCGAUGAGCAGAACAUCAUUUGUGUCAACUAUGUUAUAAGCAAUCGUGAGAAUGAGAAUCUCAUAUUGGACUGCUGCCAGCUGGAGCCCAGUGUGGACAGCAUCAAGCACGAGGAGGGUUUGGGCAAUGACAAGAGCAGCGGUUCGCCUGGCAGCGAUGCGACCGGACCGGAGGGCAGUGCCCAUCUCAACAGCGACAUGAAACUGGGUCUGAGUUCGCCCAAAACGGAUGGGGACACACAUUCGCAGCGGGGCAGGGGACGCAAUGCGUCUGCCACACACGGCAGCAGCAGCUUGAGCAGCCUGGCGCUGAUCAAGGACAGUCCGACGCCGCUGGGCGUGGAAGUGGACGGAGUCCUGCCACUGCCAGUGGCAACAACGCCAGCACUGUCAUCGACGCCGGCGCCCUCCAUCAAUGGCACAACUGUAGCAGCUGGCUCGGGAACCACAACGGCAACCACAACGAAGCGGAAGCGAAAGAGCAAAGCAGCACUGCAGGCCGAGGAGCAGGCCGAGCAGCAGCAGCGGGAGCAGCGGGAACGGGACAGGGAAGCGGAGCAACAACAACAGCCGCUAAGCAAAUUGCCGGCACUCGAAAGGGAGUCGGGGAAUCCGCAGCAGCAGCAGCAGCCGCGUAGUCGUCUGCCAUCAAUUGUGGAAUCCGAUCAGCAACCCAAUUCGGUGGCAGAUUCCGCUGUCAAGGAUCUGGAGCAUGCGAUGUCCAAGCAUCUGCCCUCGCCCACAAACAACAACAACAACAACCAGCCCAGCACAGAUUUCAGCACAGAUGCGCUAAUGAAACAACAGCAGCAGCAGCAGCAGCAACUGCAUCAUGAUCCCAACGAGAAGAGCAGCACCAUCCAGUGGAUUGGAGCACCCUAUCAGCAGCCAGCACCGAUGCCAGCCACAGCGUUGCUCCGUCAGCUCUACGCGAACCGGGAGAGUGUGAUCCGGGCGACGGCACGACAGACACCCACCGGCGUCGCCUUCUACUCGGAGCAGCAGGGUGGUCCGCUGCCGACGCCACCCGGCAGCGAAUCCUCCUACGAGAAUCAAUAUCUGCAGCUGCAUUCGGCGGCAGCUGCCGCCUCCGUUUCGCAUCCGGGCAGCCAGAAGGCGGGCAACUCGGAUGCGUUCACGAAUCUGGUGUCCACGUAUGGUGGCUAUCACAGCUCCAUUGACUAUCACAACGCGAUGACGCCGCCCAGUUCGGUGUCGCCACGCGACAGCAACAACUCAGCCAAGGUGCCCAGCUCGGCAACAGCUCCGCCCGGCCUGCUGGUCAGCAGCAAUGGCGGUGGCUAUGAAUAUGCUGAUCCGCUGCGCGGACAAUAUGCGACGCCAGUCGAUGGUGGCACGGCGUCAGCGUUGCCACUGAAACCGCAAGCGUAUACGGCUGCAAUGCAUCCGCAUGCGACGACAACGACAACCACCGAGGGUGGCGUCACCUACAGCAAUCUGGAGCAGCCGCAGUAUUUUGCACCCCAUUCGAGUUUCCACUUGUAUCACAAGGGCAGCCCGGCGAGUGCCUGGUACUCGACACCCUCCUAGGUUCGGCAGGAGCAGGCAGAUGCUCCUGCUGCCACUGCAACUCCUGCGCCUGCCACGCCUGCACCACUCCUGCUGCCCGAUUGCCAGCACAGCAGUGGAGCGAGGGAGCAGAGGGAGCAGCAGCAGCGGGAACGAUGGGAUUUUGUGGGCGCCUUGGGCAAAGUGGCACGCAUGUUUUUCAAUGCACACAAGGGCAACCACUGAGUGAAGAGAGCACCACUCAACCACCAAGUAAACAGCAGAGAUUCGCAGGAGAGCAUUUAAAGAGAAGCAGCUCUUUAAGUCAGGGUGUCAAAUGGGAAGUGAAGUUCACAAAAAGGAACCAAAAUUCAAAGAAUAGAAGAAUCAGUUAUUUAAACUAAUUUAUUAAUAUAAAUAUUGAUUCAUUGAAAACCAUAUUGGAGGAGAAUACAGAAAAGAAUUCGGAAACAAUUCAUAAUUAACCGGAACCAAGAAACAUUUCAAUUUGAUGCCCUGCUAGAAGCACAUGCAAAGAAAAGUAAGCUACUCUUUCGCUGCUACAAAUGCAUAGAACAAAAAGUAAGCUGCUUACUUUCUUCACUUCAGUUGUUGCUGUUAAUGUAUAUAGAAAAUUAUAGAAAGUUGAAAACAAA